Leptonychotes weddellii (Weddell seal) is the source of this 1122-nucleotide messenger RNA. The record is from RefSeq and is a predicted model, not a curated record. Lineage: Eukaryota; Metazoa; Chordata; Mammalia; Carnivora; Phocidae.
GAAGAAGUCUUGGGUUGAACCAGCCACCAGGCCAGAUAAACAAGCUGGCCUGUCACUGUUCCUGUUUUCAGCAACUGGGGAGGGAACUCCCUUGGAUCCUGCCCAGGACUUGGAAUUCCGAAGCACACAGACCAGACACCUUUGCACCUGGCUCCCCUGCUCAGGCCCCACCCUCCCCUCCUUUCCCCGCCCCUGAGGCCUGGCCAAGCGGGUGGUGCGGAGGCGGCAAAGAGGCCCAGCGCUCCAUCCGUGCUCAGCCCAGAGCCGAAGCCAAAAGAGGGCCCUGAGCCCGGCUCCAUGAGGACGCUACUGACCAUCCUGGCCGCGGGAUCCCUGGCAGCUCACAUUGCUGAGGACACCUCGGAUCUUCUUCAGCACGUAAAAUUCCAGUCCAGCAACUUCGAAAACAUCCUGACUUGGGACAGCGGGCUGGACAGCGCCCCAGACAUUGUCUACAGCGUCGAGUAUAAAAAGUACGGAGAGAGAGAGUGGCUGGCGAAGGAGGGCUGCCAGCGGAUCACCCGGAAAUCCUGCAACCUGACCAUGGAGACGGGCAACUUCAUGGAGUUCUAUUACGCCCGUGUAACUGCCCUCAGCGCAGGAGGCCGGUCAGCCACCAAGAUGACCGACCGGUUCAGCUCACUGCAACACACUACCAUCAAACCACCUGAUGUGACCUGUAUCCCCAAGGUGAGAUCCAUCCAGAUGAUCGUCCAUCCCACCUCCACGCCUAUCCGCGCAGGGGAUGGCCACCGGCUUAGCCUGGAGGAUGUCUUCUCUGACCUAUUCUACCGCUUAGAGCUCCAGGUCAACCACACCUACCAAAUGGUAAAUAUAUGUGCCUCCCUGGUCCUUCCCUGCCUGGGAAACUCAUUUCCCUGUCGAUUAGAUCUGCAUUGCUUCAAGUAGAAAGGAGAUGUUUUAUGUAAAUUAGCAUUUUCCAAAACACAGCCCUCCCUCUUGUAGAUCACACAGACAAGAGCCUGCUAAAGUCUCUGACAAGUCCUGCAAAGCCAAGACUCCAGUUUCAAUUUAUUGAAUACGACUUCUCUCAAAUUUCUUGACCAGAGAGACUCCUUUUAUUUUGCAUAAUUUUUUUUAAAGAUUUCAUUUAUUUGACAG